Molecule: messenger RNA, 1481 nt
Organism: Girardinichthys multiradiatus
Lineage: Eukaryota; Metazoa; Chordata; Actinopteri; Cyprinodontiformes; Goodeidae
Gene: myg1
Product: myg1 exonuclease
Exons: 7
Coding region: 60-1259 (399 amino acids)
Cellular component (GO): nucleus; cytoplasm
Source: RefSeq, a predicted model, not a curated record
CCGGUCCGGCAGCUAAAUGUGCCCGCCACAAGUGAUUGUCGUGUGGACUUAUUACAUGAAUGUGGUGUGUACGAGUUGUUGCACUCAGCUUAACACAAGUCUCUCAUUCUGUGGCAAAUAAAAAACCUUUGUGUUCUUUAACGAGGUUACAUUUGCUGCCUAGCUGGCGUCGUUUUAGCGCUGUGAAUAUUUCUGGUGCAGAACAACGGUUUAUGUCGACCGAACCGAAGAGGAUUCGCACUGACAACAUGACCGUUAAAAAGAUUGGAACACACAACGGAACCUUUCACUGCGACGAGGUUCUGGCCUGUUUCUUUCUCCGCCAGUUACCGGAGUACGCGGAUGCUGAAAUUAUUCGGACAAGAGAUGCAGCACUACUGGCAGAAUGUGAUGUUGUUGUUGAUGUGGGAGGAGAAUUUGACUCCAAGAGGCAUCGCUAUGACCAUCAUCAGAGGACCUUCGCAGAGAACUUCCACAGUCUGUGUCCAGAGAAGCCGUGGGUGACCAAGCUCAGCUCUGCCGGUCUGGUCUAUCUGCACUUUGGCCGUCGACUGCUGGCCCUGCUGACGCAGAUGAAGGAGGACGACAGGCAGCUGGAGAUCCUCUUUGACAAGCUGUACGAGAACUUUGUAGAGGAAGUGGAUGCUGUAGACAACGGCAUCUCACAGUAUGACGGGGAGGCUCGUUACGCCGUCUCUUCCACGCUGAGUGCACGUGUUGCACAUCUUAAUCCUCGUUGGAACAGCAAGAGUCAGGAUACAGAGGAGGGUUUCAGGAAGGCCCUGAAGAUGGUUGGGGAGGAGUUUUUGGACCGUCUGGAUUUCUACAAGUCAUCUUGGCUGCCAGCUCGAGCAGUUGUUGAGCAAGCAGUCAAAGAGAGACAUAAGGUUGAUCCCAGUGGGGAGGUGCUGCUGUUCUCUCAGGGUGGCUGUCCGUGGAAGGAGCAUUUGUUUGCACUAGAGAGAGAACUCAAUGUGGAGACUGUCAUCAAAUUUGUCAUUUACCCAGACCAGAACGGCCAGUGGCGGGUCCAAUGUGUCCCUGCAGGGCUCAACACCUUCCAGAACAGGCUGUCCCUUCCGGAGGAGUGGCGUGGUGUGCGAGAUGAAGCGCUGUCGGAGCUCAGUGGCAUUAAGGGUGGCAUCUUUGUCCAUGCUGGAGGAUUUAUAGGCGGCAACAAAACUCAGGAAGGAGCCCUGGAGAUGGCCAGAAGGACCCUGCAGGCUGCCGCCCAGUCACCUGCUAACGGAAGCAACUGAACGUUCAGAGAGAUUAGCCAACCUUCAGCCAGUGUUUCAUAGAGUAUCAACGAUUAAUGUGUUAGUUUAGAUUGGAAUGGUUUUGUUAAAUCCUGUUCUCUCUACCUGUUCUGUGUACCGUUUGUGGUUGUCCUUCGUGAUACAGACCUGUUUCUGGUUUCCUUUUUGGUAUUUGUAUUUACUGCUGGGUUAAAAUCAUCAAUAAACAAACUGUAUUUCUCA